Penicillium daleae is the source of this 1311-nucleotide messenger RNA. Its product is annotated as putative MFS monocarboxylate transporter. Gene Ontology annotation, biological process: transmembrane transport. The transcript is spliced from 2 exons. NCBI's taxonomy places the organism in Eukaryota, Fungi, Ascomycota, Eurotiomycetes, Eurotiales, Aspergillaceae. The record is from RefSeq and is a predicted model, not a curated record. Gene Ontology annotation, cellular component: fungal-type vacuole membrane. The coding region runs from base 1 to 1311 and encodes 436 amino acids. Gene Ontology annotation, molecular function: transmembrane transporter activity.
AUGCGCCGUGCAACGCGAUCUUCAACUCACGAGUUGACCGAGCUCGACGCCACGGUCCCCGAAAACACCGAUGUCACUGUCAGUCUAGCAUUCCCAGAGGGUGGGCGCGAGGCUUGGACUUGUCUAUUGGGCUCGGCUUUGCUGAUGUUCCCCUCGUUUGGCUUCCAAACAGCUGCUGACAACUUCGCAGUGGGGUCGGUCCAGGACUAUAUCAGCACUCAUCAGCUCGCUGCGUAUAGCGUCCGAGACGUUGGCUGGAUCACCGCCGUGCUGGUCUUUUUAACACUCUUCCUCGGUGUUCAAGUAGGACCUUUAUUCGACCGUUAUGGGCCUCGCAUGCUUUUAAUCUGCGGCUCUCUUGCUAGUGUGACGUCUUACCUGCUUCUAGCAGAAUGCACCGAGUACUGGCAUUUCAUGCUAUGCUUAAGUAUUCUGGGCGGCAUCUCUUCGGCAGUCAUCACGACCGUCAGCAUCGCUGUUCUCAGUCACUGGUUCUAUCGGCGUCGUGCUCUCGCCUCUGGGAUCUGUAUGAGUGGAUCUUCAGCAGGCGGUGCAAUCAUUCCUCUCUUGUUGCGAACUUUGUUCCAAAAUUAUGGCUGGACGUGGGGCAUUCGCAUCAUCGCUUUGAUAGCCUUGGGAUGUUAUUCGGCCGGAAUUUUAUUGGUCAAGGGACGACUUCCAGCAGGAACCGUGAGCAAAGCCAUGAUUGAUUUCCGGGCCUUUCGAGAACCACGACUUUGUUUUCUCGCUGUGGCAGUUUUUGCAUUUGAAUUCAUUAUCUUCGGCUGCGCCGCACUCUUACCCACCUACGUUCGCUACACAGGCCUCGAUCUCAACGCGCAGUUCUACUCGCUUACCGUGCUGAAUAGUAUGAGCUUGAUGGGUAGAGUAUUACCAGGUUUUGCGGCAGACCAAGUUGGCCGUUUCAAUAUCUUGCUCUUCCUGGCAUUGAUCACUCUGCUUGUUAUGUCGGCUGUGUGGAUUCCGUUUGGAUCCCGCGAUGAAGCUACGCUGUACGCGGUAGUGGCGAUUUUUGGAUUCGGAUCGGGUGGCUGGGUUUCUCUUGCGCCUGUGUGUGCAGGCCAGUUGUGUCGCACGGAGGAGUAUGGUCGUUUCUACGGCACGAUUUACAGUGUCGCAGCUUUUGGCGUGCUAUUGACGGUCCCAAUCGGUGGUGAGCUGUUGCAGUCGACAACACCGCAAACGCUCGUUGGAUUCUAUUCUGCUGUCUUGUUGAUUGGGCUCAUCAGCGUCGCACUGUCGCGAUGGGCACUAUUGGAUUGGAGAUGGCGAUGGAAGGUAAAGGUUUAG